Mesoplodon densirostris (Blainville's beaked whale) is the source of this 1495-nucleotide messenger RNA. RefSeq names its product collagen alpha-1(I) chain-like. The transcript has 4 exons. Bases 1 to 1227 code for a protein of 408 amino acids. The record is from RefSeq and is a predicted model, not a curated record. NCBI's taxonomy places the organism in Eukaryota, Metazoa, Chordata, Mammalia, Artiodactyla, Ziphiidae.
AUGGAAGAGGACAAAAGGGAGCCCCAACCCACACCUAACGCCCAGUCCCCACCGCCCCGCUGCACUUCCCCGCCCGAGGGCCACCCCAGGGAGGCGGGGGCGCGGGGAGGGGAGGGGGCGCCGGGGGUUGCGCCCACCGCCUGCCGCGGGGACCCGGGCCCCGCACUCGAAGUGGGCGCGCGGCAGCCGGGCCGGGGAGGGGCGCCCGGCCUGGAGGCUCCCGCCGAGCCCCUGUCCGGCCCCCGGUGGGCACAUCCCGGGCCGCGGGGACGGGCGGGUCCUCCGCAGCCAGCCCCGGUCGAGGGCGAUGAGUGCGGCCAGCCGCCCCGGGCGCGAGCCGCUACUCACCGUCCCCGCGCCGCCCGCCGCCCACCGCCCGGCGCGACCGCUCCUCCUGGUCGCGGUGUAACCGCCGUCUCCGCCGCCCGGUGCGCCAGCCCCCGUCAGGGCCUCCGACCGGCUCGCGCCCUCUUUUGCUCUUUUAAGAAUGACUGUGACUUUUUUCAGGAACUUUACUGGCAGAAGGACUUGGAACCAGCAGAUCGCUGCGGCCCCGCCACGGAGGGUAGGGCGCGGGAGACUCGCCUACCCUCUGCGGCGGACGCCCCGCACUCGGAGCAUGCGCCGGACUUUCAGUGCGCACGCGCGCGCCGCCGGCCUCGCCCCGCUGCUCCGCCCCCGAGUUGGCUGAGGCUGAGGGGCGCCGCGUUCCCUGUGAGGCAGCUGGGGCUGGUGGGGUUCCAGGAGGCGGCGGGAGAGGACGCUGCCGAGGAAGGGCCGCAAACCCUUCGCUUACCCAGUGGUCAGCUUUCAGAGUCCUCACAGGACGUGCCCGCCCUGGAUGCACACCUCAUACUCAUGACCGGAGGACAUCCAAGUGGCGGAGUGAGCAAAACUGGAGCAAAGUCGAAAAUGCACUCGGGUUCAUAUACUGGAAUACUACUCAGCAAUGAGAAGAGUGACCUGCAACUACAGGCGACAACAUGGAUGAACUGCAGAAACGUAAAGUUGAGCCUAAAAACUUUAAAAGGAAGAGGAAAAAAGCAAAGCAUGCUGCCAAAACCUGGCAGUAGAAUUUCAGGGAACAAAAUCUCUCCGGCUAUAGCAGCAUUUGAAGUGGCUGCACAAGGAGGGCCCCACAGACCAUUCUUGAUGCCUCAGAACAUGACAUGCUGCAAAGUGAAGAAAACCCCAGAGCCCGGAAGCCAUGGGGCAAGACCAGCGUAGGACCAGAGACACCUGCCCCUGUUCUUUCUUGCCUCUUCCAUCUGAUAUUGUCUUUGGCUCAAGGGUCCAGGAACCCACAGGGAGACACUCCAGUUUACCAUUGGCUCUGCUGCACCCAACUCCAGCUCCUCCUACAUGGCCAGAACCUACACAUGCGGAGGGCGGAGGGCAGGACAGAGGCAGCCUAGGGGGCUGGAGGGCAGUGGGAACUGGCCCAUUCUCUGCUACACUGCUUCAUCCACAGUAUCUUCCAGGGGCAUUAUUUGUG